This is a messenger RNA of Owenia fusiformis, 945 nucleotides long. NCBI's taxonomy places the organism in Eukaryota, Metazoa, Annelida, Polychaeta, Sabellida, Oweniidae. The record is from the annotation of a GenBank genome assembly.
GUCACAAAAAUAUAUCGCAUGUAUUUUUCAACACAAUAAUAUUUCGCAAAAAUCUGUGAACUGAUGGUUGGCUUUAUUUCACCCUGCCAGGAGCCUGGGGGGUAACCAAUCCACACUCAGGGGCCAUAGAAUAUGGUAAACCAAACCCUCCUUGGUCUCAUUGCACUUCGAGGAGGUAUCAUGGCUUCUAAUAACCUGCUGAGACGCAUCUAUCAUACACUAGCCCCUGCAAUACGGAUUGCUGAACAAACAACAAGGCCAUUAUUCUCAGAUCGAUACCUCUUAUACACAAACACUGGGAUAACUGUUUUUCUAUCAGGAACUGGGGACUUCCUCGUCCAACAUUAUGACAUAGUCCAAGGGAGGCAGGACUAUUGGGACCCCCUUCGGACUCUACGACUCGCAACUUCAGGGGUUUUUAUUGGACCUAUGUGCCACUACUGGUAUCGUUUCUUAGAUAGAGUCAUCCCUGGCAGAACUAUCAAGGCAGUAUCAAAAAAAAUAUUUUGGGAUCAGUUGAUCUUUUCCCCAGUGAAUAUUUCAACAUUUUUUAUAGUGGUUGGAAUUAUUGAGGGACAAUCUCUAAAAUCAUUGUACCAGGAGUUGAAAUGUAAAGGACCGACAUUAUUCAAGGCUGAACUGAUGAUAUGGCCCCCUGCUCAAUUGAUGAACUUUGCCGUUGUGCCUUUAAGAUUCCGUGUAUUAUUUGAUAACACGGUGUCUUUAGGAUUUGACUGGUACUACUCACAUGUUAAACAUAAUCAUCCCAGUGGAGAUGAAAGUGAGGAUGAUAAUAAUGAAAAAUUUAUUAAUGAAAUUCAUAUUAAUGUUAAUGAGUCAAAUCAGAGGAAGGAUAAUCAUAGUUGCACAAGUGAUGACAAAAACAAUUUGUAGGAUUUAUAUAAUGCCAAUAUAAUUGCUUCAAAUGCAUCAAGUGAUAUGUCU